AUGUCACGUGACUGAUGAGUCAGACGACGCCACACCGAAGGUUAAACAAAGGAGGUCAAGGACGAACUUCAGUCUAGAGCAACUCAACGAGCUGGAGCGGCUCUUUGACGAGACUCACUAUCCAGAUGCAUUUAUGAGAGAGGAGCUAAGCCAGCGACUGGGACUGUCCGAGGCUCGUGUCCAGGUAUGGUUCCAGAAUAGACGAGCAAAGUGCAGGAAACAGGAAAGUCAGAUGCAAAAAGGUUUGAUUCUUCCAUCUCCACUGGGGACGCCCCUGGACACGUGCAGAGUUUCCCAGUUUGUCGGACUUCCACCCAUCGGAGAUCGGUUGGAACGACUGCCACUUCCACCGCAGCCUCCACCUUUCUUCCCAUACCUCCCUCUUCACACCAACAGCGCCGCGAUGGCUGCCGCCAUGGCCACACACCACGCCCUUCACCCCAUGCUUCUCUUCCAGCACCACCUGGCGGCCUUGUCGGCGACGCUCCACUCGGCCACCAGCCCAGGGCUGCUCAACGGGAACCUCCAUGGCCUGGGGCUGGCCACGUCCACUUCGCCCCUGGCCGUCCACGCCACAAACAACUUCAUCAACAGUAUCGUCGGGAUGAGCAGGGGGGGCAUUGGGGGUAGCGGCAGCGGCACCAGCAGCAGCGCCGCGGGCGGAGGCAACAAAAACAGCCCCGGCAUCACAGCCGUCACGGCCACACCCCAUGUGCUUCCAAGCGUCAUUCGACCAUCCAGUGACACGCCCACCAACAUUCCGACUCCUCCCACGUCUAGUGAGAGAAACAGCCCAGGGCAGGUGUCUGGGUUUAAACCUAACAAAAACACGAGCAUCGCUGACCUCAGGUUGAAAGCUAGACAGCACUUAGCAAGUUUAGGAAUAUAACAGUAUGGAUUCCACAAACAAUUCUAUUUAUUAAUCAUUUCAUUCUGACGGUGGCCAAAUCAACACUGGAAAGUUCCACGAUUUUCAUUAUUAUUUGUAUUUCAUAAUUACACACAAAUAUAACUUUAAACAAUGGUGGGCAAAUGGAAUUGAUAUAAAAUCAACUAAUUAUGUAAAUAUUUCCCCACCCCCCCUACUAUUUGCACAAUAAAGUGCGUUACUAAAGAUUGACUUUGAACCAACUAAAAUUGUUGUUUAUUAAAAAGAUAACUGCAUUGCAUAUUUUCUCAACACCUUGAACCCAAAAGGUUUUUCAAGGGCUUGUAGUUGUAUUACAAUAUUACAUGUAGGCCUAUAGUGCCAGACUGUGAGGGCGCCAAAGGCCUCACCCUCAAAAGAGAGCCUCAUUAAUUAAUUUUUUUUUUCGAAAUAUGCAGAUUAAAAAUUAGAAAGUAAGGAAAAUAUUAAAUUUACAAGUACUCCUAUUUCUUUAUACACAAAUAUGACAUGCUUUUAGAUUUGUUAUUAUUAAGUGUAUUUUGUUUUAAUGAAUUUUGGAGAGCUUAUGACCCUCUACAGAAAUCCUGCCUAAGACCGGCAGGACAGGACAAAAUGUACAGGGGAUGAACUAGCUUGUAAUGCUGGCACACAGGAUAAAGGGCAGCAGUUAUAUCAUUUAAAUAUUUAGUCCUACAGUGUGCGUGUCUGUGUGUUCAUAUAAUUAAACAAGCAAAAUAUUUUUAAAAUCCUAAGGGGAAAAACUUCGCACUUACAAUUAUAUCACUCAGAAAUGUGCAAGUGAUUUCCCUUUUCUGAUAUCAAACAAAUAUUUACCAAUACCGGUAUAUUUAUAUGGGACUUCUUAAGUCGUAGAACGACUAUGGUUCAUCUCGAACACUUUUUCAUGUGGCUGUGGAGCCCUAUUUCGGAGAGACACUCCCGACCACAUAUGUUGCAGGUCAAGGUGGCUUUUGCUUUGGUGGCAGAGGAGCCAGCCAUUUUUCCUGGGGCACGCUUUUCUUCCAGAGCGGGGACAAGAGAAAGAACAAAACUCAUUUCCACUGGCGCUGCCUCCGAAGGAUCUUGAAAAAAUCACAAGGCAAGAGAGAGUGUGCAAUACUGAGAUCCUCGCGAGAACGGGCCUUCCCAGCAUCUUUACAGUCCUCAGGCAAAGCCGCCUGCGCUGGCUCGGACAUUUACCAAUAAUUAAAGGACUAAUUGUUUAAUUUUUAAAAAUUGAUUCAUGUU
Biomphalaria glabrata is the source of this 2137-nucleotide messenger RNA. RefSeq names its product short stature homeobox protein 2-like. Bases 134 to 889 code for a protein of 251 amino acids. Gene Ontology annotation, biological process: regulation of transcription by RNA polymerase II. The record is from RefSeq and is a predicted model, not a curated record. Gene Ontology annotation, molecular function: DNA-binding transcription factor activity, RNA polymerase II-specific; sequence-specific double-stranded DNA binding. The transcript is spliced from 3 exons. NCBI's taxonomy places the organism in Eukaryota, Metazoa, Mollusca, Gastropoda, Planorbidae. Gene Ontology annotation, cellular component: nucleus.